ACCCAUAAUUAUUUUUAUUUUAUUUUUAAGGUGACGUGGAGUUGGAGCGCUUUCUCUGCGCUGGCUCAUAUGUCAGUAAAAUAUCCCGUGUACCCGGAUGUGAACAUGACGAAUGUCUGAUACGUUGGGAUAUUGCAUCGAGGAUUUCGAAGAUGUUUAGCUGUAAAUCUUUAUAUUGAGGUCUAUCGUCGCCUAGUACGGGAGGAGAUCGUCAGGGCCUGGAGUCCGAGUAAUCCGGCGGAAACACUGGUUUUGUUGGUUUUGCUGGUUUUGCACUAUCAGGACCUCAGUGACUUGACUGGUUUAUACAGUGUGGAACAGGCUGCCAGAGGAUGAUGGCCCUGCACUGCAUCUUGGUUCUAUGGCUGUUCUCAGGCUGGGCAGUGGGGUACAAGCAGGGGGACAACGUGACUCUCUACGUCAACAAAGUGGGCCCUUAUCAUAACCCCCAGGAGACAUAUCACUACUACACCCUGCCUGUAUGCAGUCCAGAGAAGGUGCACCAUAAGUCCCUGAGUCUGGGAGAAGUAUUAGAUGGUGACAGGAUGGCAGAGUCAUUAUAUCACAUCCAGUUCAGGGAAAAUGCAGAGAAAAAAACUCUCUGCCAACUCACUCUUUCAGACAAACAGGUGGACCAGCUUCGUGAAGCCAUUGAGGAGCUGUACUACUUUGAAUUUGUCCUGGAUGACAUUCCAGUCUGGGGGUUUGUGGGAUACAUAGAGGAGAGUGGCUUCCUGCCUCACAGCCACAAAGUGGGUUUGUGGACUCAUCUAGACUUCAACCUUGAGUUUAAUGGCGACUCUGUGAUCUUCGCUAAUGUCUCAGUGAAGGACGUCAAACCUGUUCCCCUGGAGGAGGGGGCAGGUGCAGCAGUGGGUGGAGUCGGGGUGGGUGGAGGCGGCCUGACAGUCACCCACACCUACAGUGUGCACUGGUUUGAGUCUUCUCUGCCUCACAGCCGGAGAGCCGAGCGCCUCAGAGACUACUCAUUCUUCCCCAAAACACUGGAGAUCCACUGGCUGUCCAUUAUCAACUCACUGGUGCUGGUGUUGCUGCUGCUGGGCUUCGUCAUCAUCAUCCUCAUGCGUGUCCUUAAGAAUGACUUCGCCAGGUACAAUGUGGAGGAGGAGGGUGGCUGUGAUGAUCUGGACCAGGGAGACAACGGCUGGAAGAUCAUACACACUGAAGUCUUCAGGUUUCCCCCCUACAAAAGCCUGCUGUGCGCUGUGCUGGGUGUGGGGGCUCAGUUCCUUACCCUUGCCACAGGGAUCAUCAUAAUGGCGUUGCUGGGAAUGUUCAACGUGCACCGCCACGGCGCCAUCAACUCAGCAGCUAUUGUCCUGUACGCUCUGACCAGCUGUGUGUCAGGCUAUGUUUCCUGCAGCUUCUACACACAGAUCAGCGGCCAGCGCUGGGUAUGGAACAUCAUCCUCACUUCGUCUCUCUUCUCGGCUCCUCUGUUUCUGACGUGGAGUGUAGUGAACUCGAUCCACUGGUGGAGCGGCUCCACACAGGCUCUUCCCGCCACCACUGUGCUUCUCCUGCUGGGUGCCUGGGUACUGGUGGGCUUCCCCCUCACCGUCAUCGGUGGCAUCAUGGGAAAGAAUCGAGCUGGCAGCUUCCAGGCACCCUGCCGCACCCGCAACAUCCCUCGGCAGAUUCCCCCACAGCCCUGGUACAAACACACAGCUGUGCACAUGGCCAUCGGCGGCUUCCUGCCAUUCAGUGCCAUCUCAGUGGAGCUGUACUACAUCUUUGCCACCGUUUGGGGCAGAGAGCAUUACACCCUGUAUGGGAUCCUGCUCUGUGUUUUUGCCAUCCUCCUCUCAGUGGGUGCGUGCAUCUCUGUGGCACUCACCUACUUCUUGCUGUCAGGUGAGGACUACAGGUGGUGGUGGCGGAGCAUCCUGAGCACUGGUUCCACCGGCCUCUUCAUCUUUGUCUACUCUGUUUUCUACUACCGGAACCGGUCCUCUAUGAGUGGCUUGGUGCAGACCACAGAGUUCUUUGGCUACUCUCUGCUAACAGCACUGGUCUUCUCACUGAUGCUGGGCAGCGUGUCAUUCUGGGCCUCACUGACAUUUAUUCGCUACAUCUACCGGAGCCUAAAGAUGGACUAGAUGUGAAAUGUGCACACAAACACACACACCUCUAAACAAACACACAGACAAUCUUCCUUCUCCUCUCUUGCUCUUUCAGUCUUACACACGGACAUACACCUUCCAUGGGGUUAAUGGGAGGAGGAACAGGGGCCUUUACCAUGAUUUGACAAGAGCUGUCAUUGUUGGAAUAGGGGUUGACUGGUUGGAGGGAUAAAUGGAUGCACAAAUGAAGCGUGAGUUGUGAGAGGGUGUUCAUGUAUUUAAGGGAUAAAAUGGGAUAUUUCAGUACAAAAGAAUAAUCAGGAGUGAAUGGGUAGAAUGAAGAGUCUGCAUAAUCUAAUCAAAUCAGUUACUGUACAAUACAGUGUGGCAAGCUCCACAUGGCUCAGAGGAAUGAAAGCCUUGUAGACUGGAGAGCAGUUGUAAAAUGUUGGCGAUGAGAGCAAUAUUGUCAUUGUAUUAUUUGGUCACCAGGGACUGUGACUUUUGGUUCAGUUGUAAAUAUAGCCUUUUCAAUAAAAAGAUUUUUUUAGUACGAUAUUGCCAGCAAACUACUCUGAGCAGAUUUUUUAAAUCUGUUUUCAGUCUGUUCAUCUUCCUUUACAGUCAGCUGUGAAACACUAUCCUAAAUUAUGUAAGCUCAAAAUGCUCAAGUUCUGCCAUGUUGACAAAGUGGCAGUGAUGCUUUGAGGAUUUGCAUCUGUUUUGCCAUUUGUGCUGAGAAAAAAAAAAA
Messenger RNA from Monopterus albus (swamp eel), 2835 nucleotides. It is a transcript of the gene tm9sf1, whose product is annotated as transmembrane 9 superfamily member 1. Gene Ontology annotation, cellular component: membrane. Gene Ontology annotation, biological process: protein localization to membrane. The record is from RefSeq and is a predicted model, not a curated record. Lineage: Eukaryota; Metazoa; Chordata; Actinopteri; Synbranchiformes; Synbranchidae. The transcript has 9 exons. The coding region runs from base 333 to 2120 and encodes 595 amino acids.